Molecule: messenger RNA, 2832 nt
Organism: Ricinus communis (castor bean)
Lineage: Eukaryota; Viridiplantae; Streptophyta; Magnoliopsida; Malpighiales; Euphorbiaceae
Product: scarecrow-like protein 32
Exons: 1
Coding region: 1229-2563 (444 amino acids)
Biological process (GO): regulation of DNA-templated transcription
Cellular component (GO): nucleus
Molecular function (GO): sequence-specific DNA binding; DNA-binding transcription factor activity
Source: RefSeq, a predicted model, not a curated record
UAGAAAGAAAAAGGACAUCGAUUCUUUAUAUAAUUUAGUAAUGGUAGAAUGGCGACCAAGAGGGAAAGUUAAGAAUUUAAAUAUUCCUAAUUAAUAUUUGCUUCUUUAAGUACCUUAACAAUAUUGAAUGUAGCUCAAUUGGGUAUUCUAAAUAAACAGUAUAAUUUGAAUUUAGCUAAUUUAAUUAAAGAAAUUUUUUUCCAAUUUCUAAUAUAUAUAUGUUUUUACGCUAAAUCAUUAAAUAAAUGGCAUGUUUUAUUAAUUUAAAAUAAUUAAUGUAAAAGUAUAAAAUAUUUAUAAAUAUGUAUUAUUUAUAUAUUAGUUUAGUAUUUACACUCUAAAAUGGACAUGUUAAUCUCAGUAAUCAAUAGCAAUCCAUGCCCAUAAGAAACAAACCGGAAAAAAAAGAAGGAAAAAUUAAACUUUAAAGAACAAAAAAGGAAAAAGCAUAUAAAUUCUUGUAAGGUAAAAUAACCCUUUGUAAUAGUGUGCCCUAUUCUCAGCCAUAGCAAAUUCUUUCCUAUAUGAUCCAAAAAUAGACUUUUUAUUAAUUUUUUUAUAAUUUAAAGUGUAAGAUUAUAUUUUAUUUUCCAAUAUAUCUAUAUUAGGUUGAAACAUGCUGUUGAGAAUGGGUGAAAUUACAUAUCCUUAAAAGGGUGACCUAGGGAUUUUCCCUUCAACAGGGAAGGAGUAGAAAUUAACUCUUAACAAUAAAUCAAAAGAUUACUUGUUUGCUAACCCUAUUACUCUCUCUUGACAUUUUAGUGUAAACUGAAGGAAGCUUUUCAGUUCAAUCUUUUGGCUUCAGAGUAUCUGGGUAAGUAUUGAACAAUGAAUUUAUCCACUGUAUAUGUAUGCUUCAAGUAGCAGAUAAAGUGGCUCUCAAACCCAUUCCUCCCUCUCUCUCUCUCUUUCUCUCUCUCAAACGCCAACACAUUUUAAAAGCCAAAAGCCAUAUAUAAAGAUUUGCAGAACCCAGAUAGACCUCAUAUUUCUUGAAGAGAAACUCUAACCUCUACAACCAGAUAAAAGCCCUAGCUCUUCAAUCCCAUCCACCAAUAUCCACCAGACAUGUGUCAACUAAACAACUUAAUUAGUCCUUUCUCCUCCUCAACAUUCUAGCUAGUUAUUAGUUGCCUUGAAGUUCGAGGUUGUUAGACUCAGUUCCAUGCACGUUAAAGCAACAAAACCCUAAGAAAUAUUUUAAUCUCCUUUUCCACAUACAACCAUGAAAACUGAACUACGAACAAACACUAGUACGCCUAUUUCUCUUCAAAAUUCAACUCUUUUCAACAGCCCUCAAACUCAAAGUUCUCUCUCUGGUGCUCUUAGAGGAUGUCUUGGUAGUCUUGAUGGAGCAUGCAUAGAAAAGCUUCUACUUCACUGUGCUAGUGCCCUAGAGAGCAACGAUGGAACUUUGGCUCAACAAGUGAUGUGGGUACUCAAUAACGUUGCUUCUUUGGUAGGCGAUCCUAACCAAAGACUCACUUCUUGGUUUCUAAGGGCACUUAUCUCUAGGGCAUCUAAAGUUUGUCCUACAGCCAUGAAUUUUGACGGUAGCAGCACUAUCCAAAGGAGGCAAAUGAGUGUGACUGAACUUGCCGGGUAUGUUGAUCUGAUCCCUUGGCACAGAUUUGGCUUUUGUGCAUCAAACAGUGCUAUUUUUAAGGCAAUUGAAGAGUGCCCAAAAGUUCAUAUUUUAGAUUUUAGUAUCACUCAUUGUAUGCAAUGGCCUACUCUUAUUGAUGCUUUGGCUAAAAGGCCAGAAGGGCCACCUUCACUUAGAAUUACUGUGCCCUUUACUAGGCCACAAGUCCCUCCUUGGCUUAAUGUAUCUACUGAAGAAGUUGGGCUCCGUUUAGGCAACUUUGCCAAGUCUAGGGAUGUCCCAUUUGAAUUUAUAGUGAUUGAUGACCCAUCAAGUGAUAUUUUAUGCAAAGAAACCUCUGCUGGUUCUCACUUUGAGUCACUGCUCAAUCAUUUGUCUCCUUCUGCACUAAACCUUCGGGACGAUGAGGCCCUAGUAAUAAAUUGCCAAAACUGGCUGCGCUAUUUAUCCAACGAGCAAAAGUGUAGAGCUCAAGAUUCUUCUUUACGAGACACUUUCCUUCAUUCAAUUAAGAUACUUAAUCCUUGUAUUACAGUCAUUGUCGAUGAGGAUUCUGAUUUAGAUGCACCGGAUCUCACUUCGAGGAUUACUACUUGCUUCAACUAUCUAUGGAUACCAUUUGAUGCAUUGGAAACUUUCUUGCCCAAAGACAGUUGUCAGAGGAUUGAAUAUGAAUCCGAUAUUGGUCACAAGAUUGAAAAUAUUAUUAGUUAUGAAGGGUCUCAAAGGACAGAAAGAUUAGAAUCUGGAAUUAAACUAACACAAAGGAUGAAGAACGCAGGCUUUUGUAGUGUUGAAUUUUGUGAAGAGACAAUUAGAGAGGUGAAAUCAUUGCUAGAUGAACAUGCUAGUGGCUGGGGGAUGAAAAAAGAAGAAGAUAUGUUGGUGCUUACAUGGAAGGGUCAUAACUCAGUUUUUGCCUCCGCAUGGUUACCAAGUUGUUUAGAGGAUUAAAUGGUUAACAAUGUUAAAUAUCUGUGGUCCUAGUUACUACAGAAGCAAUAACAAAAUGCUCUCUCUUUUUUCCUUUCUUUCUCCUUUUUUUUAUUAUUUUAUUUUGGUCCUUGUCAAAGAGCUGCUGAUGGGCAGAAGACAAGCAAGAAGAGGGGAAACGCCAGCAUUUUGAGGACCCUCGUCCUAUCUUUGUAUUCGUGCCCCGUAGCUAUUAUCACAUGGAAGAGAAGUGUACAUAUUGUCUUUGUAUGAGACAAAAUCUUCCAUCA